AUGGUUGGAAUUAAUAAACCAGAACCAUUCGGAACAGGUAUCAACGUUCCAUAUAAAUUACAAAAAGUUCAAUAUUUUAGAGAAAAUUUCCAAGCAUUUUUCAAAUUUACCCCAAAAAUCGUUCUUAAUUUAGUUGUUUUAGUUGGUGUUGUCCCAUUAACUUGGAUGUUUUUAGGUCAAGUUCAACAAGAUCAAAAGGUUAUUGUCAAUCGUAAAGCAAGAGAACAAUAA
Molecule: messenger RNA, 231 nt
Organism: Dictyostelium discoideum AX4
Lineage: Eukaryota; Evosea; Eumycetozoa; Dictyosteliales; Dictyosteliaceae
Exons: 2
Coding region: 1-231 (76 amino acids)
Cellular component (GO): membrane
Source: RefSeq, a predicted model, not a curated record